UAUUUACAAAACCCUAAUUUUUUCCUCCUCCUCCUCCACCUUCUUCUUUGUGAUUGAACUGAUCAUCGAGAUGAUGAAUUCACGAGCGUCGACGUCUUGUUUCUCGGAUGCGACAACGACGACAUCUUCAGACGACGAAGUUUCGAUCUCUCUUCUCUACAACCUUUCCAUCAUUCAGGACAAGGUGAAUCAGAUCCAAUCCCUCGCGAGCUUCAUGAUCUCCCAUAACCAUCAUGAUCAUGAUCAUCAUCAUCAUCGCAAUCAUCGUGAGGUGGGGUCAAGGUCUUUGGCCAUGGCAGACGUCAUGACUUUGGUUCAAGGGAUUAUCUCCGCAGCUUCCUCCAUGAUGUUCACUUGCCAACAGUUCGACGUCGUACCUAACAACAAGAACAACGGAAGUGAUGAUCACGCGGACGAGGCGACGGUGGUAAUGGAACUUUCCGGACAAGAUCAGAUCGACCCAGAUCAUGAUUUCAUGCGAGGAAGCAGCCUUCUUGCCGUCCAAGAAGAAGGCCGAAUCUCAUUCUCCGACCAGAUUCUUCGGAAUCUUGAAUGGUACGGCACCGAUACCAACAACCCUAGCACGGGCAAGAACAAUGUCCUUUCCAAGAACACGAACAAGAGAAAAUCAGACGAAGAUCAGAACAAGAACAAGAACUACGAAGUGGUGGAACUAAACGCAGAUGAUCUGCUCGCAAAGUACACGCAUCACUGCACGAUUUGCGGGAAAGGGUUCAAGAGAGACGCGAACUUGAGAAUGCACAUGAGAGCACACGGGGACGAGUACAAGACACGAGAGGCAUUGAUAAACCCGAUGAACAGAUCAAUAAACGAUCAAGAAAACGGCGAUAAAGAUUUGAAAACGACGGAUAUUCCGCACAGGAAGCUUUACUACUCGUGCCCACAAGAAGGGUGUCGAUGGAAUCAAAGGCACAAGAGGUUUCAGCCAUUGAAAUCGGUGAUAUGCGUGAAGAAUCAUUACAAGAGGAGCCACUGUCCGAAGAUGUAUAUGUGCAGGAGAUGCAACGUGAAAAAGUUCUCUGUUCUGUCGGAUCUGAGGACUCACGAGAAGCAUUGCGGAGAGGUGAAGUGGGUUUGCUCGUGCGGUACGAGGUUCUCGAGGAAGGACAAGCUUAUGAGCCACGUGGCGUUGUUCCUCGGCCAUGUUCCGGUGGAUUCGGAACUGAAGCAAGAACACGGACAAAUGUGACGGGGAAUGGUUUAUUUGUGGCAUAUGUAUGUGUGUGUUUUUCGAGUGUAAAGGU
Molecule: messenger RNA, 1265 nt
Organism: Tarenaya hassleriana
Lineage: Eukaryota; Viridiplantae; Streptophyta; Magnoliopsida; Brassicales; Cleomaceae
Product: protein SENSITIVE TO PROTON RHIZOTOXICITY 1
Exons: 1
Coding region: 71-1210 (379 amino acids)
Biological process (GO): response to aluminum ion; response to acidic pH
Source: RefSeq, a predicted model, not a curated record